Symbiodinium sp. CCMP2456 is the source of this 732-nucleotide messenger RNA. Lineage: Eukaryota; Dinophyceae; Suessiales; Symbiodiniaceae. The record is from the annotation of a GenBank genome assembly.
AUGGAGAAUGUGGGCUUACCUCGAUCCUCUCCUGUUUACGCCAUCGAAGAGAGCGUCAUCCGGAAGAAGGGCGAGAAGCUGAUAUGUCCAAAGGACAACAGGCUGGGCACUUCCUACGUCGAUGCGCUUGUGGAUGGUGAUGCCGGCCUUUCCAACUACAUGCUGUCCUACAGCUGGGGCUAUCCUGUCGGGGACAUUGCAGAUACACUCUCUGACUUCUUUGGUGAAGAGAGUCUACAUGAGUUCAUUUGGAUAUGCUGUCUGUGUAUUAACCAACACCGGGUGAAAGAGGCUCAGGCGGCUGGGCAAACGGUGUCCUUUGCAGAGUUCGAAGAGGCGUUUGGGCGUCGCGUCGAAGGCGUUGGCCACAUACUUGCCAUGAUGAGCCCCUGGCAGGAGCCCCGCUACAUUCGACGCGUGUGGUGCGUCUUCGAGUUUAGCAUCGCGAUCAAGGAGCGCAAGGAGCUCACAGUCCUGAUGCCUCAGGCCGAGAAGGACUCCUUCCGCCUUGCGCUCUUCGAAACCGGGUUGCAGGGCAUCUACGACGUCCUCGCAUCCCUUCGGAUCCAGGACGCUUCGGCCUCAGUCGAAGAAGACAAGAUCAACAUCUUAAAGUCCAUAGAUCCGGAUGCCAUCGACUACAACGAUUCCGCCAAGGUGGGUGCCCUCAACACCAAAGUCCGGCAGCGAAUUCAGCAGUGGCUGGUGAACACGGCCGUCCAAUGGCUGGAG